GCAAGCAUUCCAUGCUGCCACAGGCAGCCACGAAUCGAGGGGAGGGUCAUCGAUUACAUCAACCACAGCAUGACACGCAAAGCAGCAGCGCAACGGACGGGCUGGCGACACAGAUGGCUGCCAUGCAGCAGUGUAUUCAAACCAACAGUGACCCUCCGCCCAUUCGAUGACAAGUCGGAUGUGAGCAUUCUGACUCCAUCACAGAGGUCAGCGCCGCACGCCUGAACUACCCGCACUUGACUGAAGAGCACUUCAUCCGACCUGUAUGUGAUGCAGUACGGGGGCGCGCAAAAGACAAGUCGAAUGAAUGGAUCUGCUCCAAAAGGAUGACCCGACCCGAGCACUCGUCAAGAACCAAAAGAUGAAAGCCUGGAAACCAAAUCCAAAGCCCGACUUCCAGCAAUCAUUCGAGGAGGUCUCUGACCUCUAUAGAGGAGCCAGCCGACAUGAGUGAGCAGGAGGCCGUCCGUCUGUUCGUCGAAGCUCUCCCACUUGAGACGAAGCGCCACAUACUCACUAGAUGUGUCGACCCCUGCACAUUCCAGCCCGUCAGGCAGCUGGGGGAAGACGCCCAAGUGGCCGUGGAACGGUUGAGCAAAAAGCGUCCACACAGGCGGGAUGCGAACGAAGAAGAGCGACGCCGAAAGAACAAGACCUUCGAGAGCCCCUCGAUGCGAGAUGAAUACACUUGAGCAACGACCUGACAGCAACGACAAGAGCAAGGCCAACCAAUUGGAUGCCUCAAAGCGAAGUGAUGAGCCACAGCUGUCCAUCGAUGCCAUCAGGGGAGACGUAACUGCUCUGAAGGAACAGAUAGGCGCCAUGAACAAGCAAGAAGAAGACAAGGUCUGCAGCACUAGCUCACAGGGACAGCAGGCAAUGGAAAGGAUGACCCGCAUUCUUAAGCAGGAACCAUUUCUGUGACAUAGCUGGACACAGAUGAUGGAGUUCUGUGACAUACCUGGACACAGAUGGAGGGACUGCAGGAGACGACCAGACGGCGGGCUGCCUUACCCAAGUAGCCAGUGCGGAAUUCGUCCUUCGUAGCGCGGGAGGGCUCGAAUCGAUCAGUUGACGCCCUGUGAAGCUCAGCCAUGAAUCCUGACUGAGGAUUCCCUGUUACUCUAUGGGGGAGCUUUUUCAUCUAUGGACAUCUAUUGCAAUACCAGGAUCUGAGCUACCUAUCACACGACACUGGCCGAUCUAAGUUAACAACAACUCACCACUGGAUACAUCGCAUGUGCGAACCCACC
Vitrella brassicaformis is the source of this 1253-nucleotide messenger RNA. Lineage: Eukaryota; Vitrellaceae. The record is from the annotation of a GenBank genome assembly.